AAAGAACGGAUACAAAGGAGGGACGGGGGGGGGCGAGGCAGCGAGAGGGCUCGCUGGGCUUCGCAGCGAAGCCGGUAGAUGCAGGGCGAUCGACGGGGAUCUCUUUGUUGCGAGGUUUCACCCAACGAUAUGGCAGAGCCGAGGCGAGUCGGGGUUGGAGAAGCGGGAUGCGUUUGACGAGAGAUUGAAAGGGGACCGGGGGAGGCGAAAAAAGGAAAAAGGGAAGUCGGACGGUAGAGUCGCACGUAACGAUCUGCGUCGAAUCAAGCAGGGACUUCUUCCUCCCCUAAACAACCGGGAGGACAGGAUGACCAGCCGGCGGUACCGUGCAGAGUCGGAGAAACUAGCAGCGGGUUGAUGGAGAUGACCGGCGACGAAGUGGGGACGGACUGGAGAACUUGGGCGGUGGUAAGUUCGAUUGUUGUAGAUGAAGAUGCAGAGAAAGACGCAGAAGCAGAAGCAGGAGUCAAGAAGAAAAGGAAAAUGUGCGAGGAAGAAACAGCGCGGCAAGAGGAUGCCGGGGCGUUACGACCAGGCGGGUGCCAAUUUCCUCAUCGCCAUAAGGCUGUCUGCUGUCUGGGUCUGGUUGUGGUUCUGGUCUGGCGUUGGCUGUGGCCGCGCGGCGACUUCGGGACGGCAACCAGUCGCGUGCGUCAGUCCCAAGUUCCCAUCCUUCUCAUCUUCACCGUGCAGAUUAACGGAGGAGGAGAAGGAGGAGGGAAGCAUGGCCUCGAUUUCCCUUGGUGGAUCUGCCUCGUUGACCUCGUGGGUUCUGCGAGUCGGGAUUAUUAUUUAUCAACCUCCCCCCCCCCUUGCUGCUGGGAUGUCAGUGACAGUGACAGACUGUGUCAUGAACACCCCUCAUCUCCGCGGUGCCGCCACAGUCUGCCACUAGAUCCGGUGGUACAUUGGCUAGCGGGGAUUUCGUGAUCGAUAACGGGUACUCCGUACGGCCUCAGGAGUAUCUCUCUAUCUAUCUAUCUGUCUAGUGUCUAGCAUCUAGCAUCUAGCAUCUACUUAGCUAGCUGCUAGACAGAAUAUAGAUAGAUAGUUCAGGACUGGUGGCCUCAAAAGGCCCCGACUUGUCCGAGUCGACGGAUCAUCUCCAUCCGGAUUGGCCUCCAU
Molecule: messenger RNA, 1125 nt
Organism: Aspergillus heteromorphus CBS 117.55
Lineage: Eukaryota; Fungi; Ascomycota; Eurotiomycetes; Eurotiales; Aspergillaceae
Exons: 1
Coding region: 358-930 (190 amino acids)
Source: RefSeq, a predicted model, not a curated record